AUGGAUUAUCAUUACAUUGUGGAUCGCGAGAAUCAUAAAGAAUAUGUAUGGGAAGGUGGUCAGGGUGUCAGGGUUGCGCCAGAGAUUAUUUCUGUGGCCGAUAAAGACAUGAUACGAGAGAUUCUAAUAACAAUUGACUGCCCCAAGAGUGCCAUUUAUCAAGGCUUUGAACUCAAUGGCCAAGAAAACCUAUUCUCAACCCGCAACAAGGCUUUUUAUAAUAACCGACGCCGACUAGUCGCCCCAGCUUUUGGUCUGCAGCACCUUCGGUCUCUCGAACCCAUUAUACAUGAAUGUAUUAAUGUUCUUCUACGUAAAAUCGAUGAAAUCCUCGAUAAUCCGGAGGCUGUCAAGAGUGAAAAGGUUAAGGUGCUUCCACCCGGUCAAAUCAAUAUUUAUUCUUUUAUGAUACGACUUUCGUUUGACAUUACCGGAAAGACCGCAUUUGGCCAGUCCUUUGAGAUGGUUAAGAAUGAUGCUCACCCGGUUCCACACCAAAUGGCUAAGACACUUAAGCGAUGUUGUCAGCAAGCGUUCAACCCAUGGAUGAAAUAUGUGGUCCCAAUAGAUUUCUCUUUUGUAGAGUUUGUUACUGAUCGAGUCAAGCAGCGUAAGGCCAAUGGUGAGAAGGACCGGCGCACCGAUCUGUUGCAGUAUCUGACCGAUGCACAAGCUAGAGAGCGAGAGAAUGGCAAUGGUGAAACUGGCAACGAGUAUGAGGAUAUGAUUUCCGGGAAACUGACAGACAAGGCUGUCCAGACUGAAGCUUGUGUUUUCCUAAUCGCCGGGGCAGAAACCAUAUCCAUUGUAUUAAAUUUUACGCUCAUGUUUCUGGUCAAGAACCCUGACAAACUGAGCAAGCUGAAAGCAGAACUCGACUUCGCAGCAGCUAGCAAUCCUUGUAGCUCUUUACCAACCUAUGACCAGAUUCGUAACCUCCCGUACCUGACUGGGUGCAUCUACGAGACCCUACGACUCCGUACUCCUCCCGCUCAAGGUUUAGCACGGGAAGUCGCUGAGGAUACAGUCAUGAAUAAUUAUUUUUUCCCGAAGGGCACCACGCUACUCGUUCAACUGCGCCAACUUCAUAUGUCUGAUGAAUACUUUCCGCAGGUGAAUAAGUACAUUCCAGAGCGCUGGAUCCCUGGUGAGUCGCCCUUCCCACCUGUACAAGACUUUACAUAUUAUCCUUUCUCCGCAGGCUCCCGCAAUUGUGUUGGCAAGAACUUAGCAUUGAUGGAAUUGCGGCUGAUUCUGGCAGCACUGAUUCUUACCUACGAUAUCGAGCUAGUCCCUAAUCAACGUGAGGACUAUGUACACUACAUUACGCCAUCCCUAGCCACAGGGAAAUAUAUCAUCAAGAUGAAGAGGCGGCAAGAAGAGUAA
Messenger RNA from Lobosporangium transversale, 1386 nucleotides. RefSeq names its product cytochrome P450. The record is from RefSeq and is a predicted model, not a curated record. Bases 1 to 1386 code for a protein of 461 amino acids. Gene Ontology annotation, molecular function: iron ion binding; heme binding; oxidoreductase activity, acting on paired donors, with incorporation or reduction of molecular oxygen. NCBI's taxonomy places the organism in Eukaryota, Fungi, Mortierellomycota, Mortierellomycetes, Mortierellales, Mortierellaceae. The transcript is spliced from 7 exons.